AUUGCCUAUGCGAAGAUCGGUAAAACGUCUAAUGAUGGCGUCUUAUUUUAUUUUUCUCUUCUCAUAGGCGACGACUCAGUAAAAGCUCGAACCAUAUCGCUAGAUGCGGCUGUGCUUUCGUUGGAUGGUACCAGAUGUGUUGAGGGCAAGAUGUCAACCGAUCUUCCCUUCUUCAUGCCCUGGGAUUGCCCAAAACGGGCACGAAGAGAUGAGUCUGAGAAUUCCUCUCAACGAUUGUUUUUAAAUGACGAAAUCACUGAGGCGGAAGGUGAAUACGCCGAAGACGAAAACGCGAUAAUUCUCGGUGUUCAGGUCUCUCCAAUUUGCUGUAUCGGUCGUCUCCGGAUGGUUCGGGCACGAAGUCUUGGUGAAGCUCUUGCCGAUCAUUUGCAUGCAGCAGGUGCGGGUGAAAUCCUUGCAGAAAUUAGAGCAACUGGAACAUCGAAAUCAGAUCCAGUUGAGCCUAAACAGACGCAGGAAUCAGCUUCCACCACCAACGAAAUGACGGGCAAACCGAAGCACAAGCGUAAGGCCUUCUAUCGACGUUGCGCUGCUGGUGAACAGAGAGCUAAGCAGCGUCGACUUGAAGCAGCAGGAGAGGCGGAAGGGAAGAUGCCUAUUCGACGCCUAGAACCAGGAAUGACGGGGUUUCUCUUCACAUCAAACAAUAAGGACAUUCAUCAAGCGAAGAUCGAAGUUUAUAGACUCCUAAAUGAAGCCAAUACUCGCAUUAAUGGACCAAAGAAGGAGGAGGAGACGGAGGAAAAGGUAUCAGAAGAGCAGAAAUCUAAUGAAGAUGAUGAUUACGUAGAUUUUGCUUCCGCUUUGAAAGAGGAGUUGAAAUCGGACUCCAAAUCUGGUCGAUACAUCUUUAACGGAGUUAAAACUGGUGUGUCAAAUUGCGGUUUUGUCCUGAAUCAGUCAGAGCAUAAUUCCUCAGCUGAUCUUAUAAACGACAUCUUUCAACACACCAUGGAGAAUGGAGAAGCAGAUACGAGGCGCGUUUUGCGUAUACUGCCCAUUGUUGGUACUUGCAGACCUGAUGUUGAUGAUCUCAGUGCUCUCUUACGAAGGUCCUUUAAAGCCUAUUGGGAUAGUAGUGUUGAAGGCUCCGAGGAUUUAGGACCUCUCUGUUUAAUCUGCCCUAAAGUCCCCCUCCAAAGGGCCAGGUUUAUUGAAAAACCUAAUUCUGCGGAUGCAAAAUUGUACUUUACAGUGAAUUUUAAGGCCAGAAACUACGACAAAAUGAAGAAGGAAGAGGCUGUGAUGGCAGUAAUAACUACCUUGCAAGAAAUUGCACCAGAAUGGUCACCGAUCACCCUUGGUGCUGAUUUGAUCAUAAGCGUGGAUGUCGUUUGCAAUGUUCUCUGCUUAAGUUUCCUGGAAAAGUACAAUGAAUUUGCAAAGUAUAAUAUCCAGCAAGCUGCGGAAAUGUCGGGUGUAAGUAGUAAGGCAUAA
Molecule: messenger RNA, 1458 nt
Organism: Rodentolepis nana
Lineage: Eukaryota; Metazoa; Platyhelminthes; Cestoda; Cyclophyllidea; Hymenolepididae
Source: the annotation of a GenBank genome assembly